AUGGCUUUAGAACAAAACCAGCUUCACUUUCUUGUUAUACAAUUACCCAUGGGAACUCCUGGCCACUAUAUCCCCAUCAUAGACAGGGCCAAGUUAGUUGCUCAAUACGGUGUUCGAGUCACCAUAGUCGUCCCCGUCAACGCCCUCAGAUUUGGGUCAAUCCUUGAUCAAGCAAUCCAAUUAGGUCUUCCCAUUUGUUUUCUUGAAUUCCCAAUUUCAUAUAAGGAGUUUGGCUUACCAGAAGGUUGUGAAAGUUUAGAUAAUCUUCCUGGUAUGGGACAGACAGGUGCUCUUAUGCAAGCCUACAGAUCACUACAAACACAAGUUGAACAACAUAUGGAAAAGCUUAAUCCUAGGCCGAACUGCAUAUUAGCCGACACGUUUCUCCUGUGGACAGGUGAAACAGCAAAAAAGUUUCAGAUUCCAAGGAUUAUAUUUGAUGGAAUGAAUUGCUUAACCCGGAUGUGUAACCAUGUUUUAUACUUCUCAAUGGUAUAUGAAAGUGUGGGCGAGUCUGAGUUGUUCGUUUUGCCAGGUCUGCCUGAUCAUAUUGAACUAACAAGAUCCCAACUUCCGUUUGCAUUUAAUCCAAGGCUUAAAGGUAUGAGUGAUUUUAAUGAGAAGCUUCUAGCAUCGGAAUCCGAAGCUUAUGGAAUAGUUGUAAACAGUUUUGAGGAGUUGGAGCAAGGCUAUGUUGAUGAAUAUCAGAAAGUGAAAGGAGAUAAAGUUUGGUGCAUAGGGCCAUUAUCACUAUGCCACAAGGAUGAAUCAGAGAAGGUCCAGAGUGUUAGUGAAAAAUCAUCGAAAAGACCAUUCAUUUGGGUAGUUAGAGCAGGUCAUAAGAUUGAGAAAAUAGAAAAAUGGAUAGAUGAACAGGGGUUUGGAGAGAGAACCAAAGAUAGAGCUCUAUUGAUCUGCGGGUGGGCUCCACAACUGCUAGUCUUGUCACACCCUGCGGUCAGAGGGUUUUUGACUCACUGUGGGUGGAAUUCAAAUCUAGAAGAGGUUUGUGCCGGUGUCCCUAUGGUAACAUGGCCCCAGUUUCAAGAGCAGUUCUACAAUGAGAAGUUAGUUGUACAAGUGUUGAGAACUAGAGUUAGUGUUGUUGCUCAAAAAACUUCAGGGCUUUGGUUGAUGAAGAUAAGUCUGGAGAGUUUGUAAAGAGUGAGGCAUUUUUAAAGGCUAUAGAGAUGGUAAUGGAAGAGGGGAAAGAAGGAAAAGAGAGAAGAAAAAGAGCUAAAGAACUUAGUAAGAUCGCGAAUAGAGCAAUGGAGGAGGGAGGAUCUUCCCACCGAAACAUGACUCGAUUAAUCGAAGAUAUCAAGAACCAAGCAAAAAUAGGAAAUUAAGGUUAGAAGAUAGAUAGUGUUCAUUCACCUACAUUUGAGCUUAUGAUUUAUAUGAUCUAUGUUAUUAAUUCAAUUACAUUAAGCCACUUUUCAUGCUCUCUUUCGUGCGGCUUCAAGAGAUUUGUUU
This is a messenger RNA of Helianthus annuus (common sunflower), 1476 nucleotides long. RefSeq names its product UDP-glycosyltransferase 73C1. The record is from RefSeq and is a predicted model, not a curated record. Lineage: Eukaryota; Viridiplantae; Streptophyta; Magnoliopsida; Asterales; Asteraceae. Gene Ontology annotation, molecular function: UDP-glycosyltransferase activity.